UAAGUUUUAGCAACGCGUACGUGAAUAUAUAUUUACGUUUUUAUUACAGUAUAGUAUAGUUAUAGUUAAUAUUAUAGUUGUAUUUUGUAUUUGAUCGGAUGUCGAAUAUAUGAGAUAAAAAAAUUCAAAAACUUUCGCAUUGUUUAAAGGAGUGUUGUGUAAAUAAUGAUGUUAGAAUUUGUCUGAAGAAUUUAAGUCAGAACAAGUUAUCACUUAACGCAUGCUGUAAACCAGAACGCUUAGUCACGUGGUCUCAUGUGUGCGCGUGGGCCUGAUAAAAUGUAAAUAUUGUCGCGGGACCGGACAUGCGCAUGCGCAGUAGAGACAAAGUGCCUCCCUGUAUAUAAAGUCUUGGCGCCGGCGCGAGUUGUUCACUACACGUCAAACUGCACCAAAAGCAACCCCAGAAUCAACAUCAUUACACCCUGAUAUACAGCAUAAUGCCCAGACGGAGUAGACGCCUUCAAGCUAGAAACAAAAAUGGAGCCACCCACAAGAGACAAGAUAAGAGAGCAAAAAGUAAAAAGGAGCAAUGCAACAGGAAGAAAGCCCUGACCAAAAUGAUAAAUGGUGAAACUCAGAACCUCAAGUGGGCUCAAGAGGGAACAUGCAAUGGUGAAGUCAUAAUUGAAACCCCUAUGGAUGGAAAUCAAGAUACAUUUGAUCAGCCAGGCUUGUUUCACUGUUCUAGACCAUCUCCUUUUCCCCGACUCAGCUGGGGAAGUUCAGAGGAUGUGUGGGUUAAGAUGUUGAGCAAGGAGAUUAAGUAUAAGCACAGUAAUACCUGUUUGGAGAGGCAUCCGAGGCUCCAGCCCAAGAUGAGAGCAGUUCUACUCGACUGGCUUAUGGAGGUAUGUGAGGCUUAUCUGCUUCACAGACAGACAUUCUACCUCGCACAGGACUUCUUUGACCGGUUCAUGCUUACCCAAGACAACACGGAAAAGGAGCGGCUUCAGCUCAUCGGCAUCACUGCGCUCUUCAUCGCUUCCAAAAUCGAGGAAAUUUAUCCACCCAAACUCAAGGAGUUGGCCUACGUCACAGACGGUGCAUGUCUCGAAGCGGAGAUACUACAGAUGGAGCUUAUCAUGUUAAAAGCAUUAAACUGGGACUUGUAUCCCGAAACUGUCGUUUCGUGGAUGAAGCUUUACAUACAGAUGGCCUCGGUGUACGAUUUCACUAAUCUGCUCGUGCCACAGUUUUCUCAAGAGACGUACAUACAGAUUACACAGCUUUUAGAUUUGUGCAUCCUAGAUAUCCACUCACUGGAGUUUAAAUACGGGGUGCUGGCUGCAGCUGCCUUUUGCCACUUCAUAUCUUUUGAAGUUGUGCAGACAGUCUCAGGUUUGAGCUGGGAGGCAGUAAAGAGCUGUGUGAACUGGAUGGCUCCUUUUAUAGAGACCAUGAUGGGUUAUGAGAGCCCAAAGCUUAAAGAUUUUGCUAAAGUGUCUUGUGAGGACCGACACAACAUUCAGACCCACAUCAGCUACCUGUCCAUGCUGAACGAAGCCCAGCAAAAACACACUAUUUCCACAAGCGGCGUCUUUCCCCCUACACCACCGAGCAGUGCCGAGAAACCCAGCACACACUGAGGGAUCAGUGCUGCAGUAUGCAGACCCAAUGCUUCUCUCUUCCCUACAGCUUAAAGCUACUGUACAAGGCUUCAUUUACAGAGCAGCUGGGAGAUUAAUAUAUUGUAUAAUGUGAAUAGGAAGGUUGAUAUUUAAAAAGAAAA
Messenger RNA from Tachysurus fulvidraco (yellow catfish), 1732 nucleotides. Its product is annotated as G1/S-specific cyclin-E2-like. The coding region runs from base 441 to 1589 and encodes 382 amino acids. Gene Ontology annotation, molecular function: cyclin-dependent protein serine/threonine kinase regulator activity. The record is from RefSeq and is a predicted model, not a curated record. Gene Ontology annotation, cellular component: centrosome; cyclin E2-CDK2 complex; nucleus. Lineage: Eukaryota; Metazoa; Chordata; Actinopteri; Siluriformes; Bagridae. The transcript has 12 exons. Gene Ontology annotation, biological process: regulation of cyclin-dependent protein serine/threonine kinase activity; G1/S transition of mitotic cell cycle.